GUUUAAUAGUUGCUGUUGCUGCACUUCCGCUUCUCUCCCGGCGAGAGAGACACGAGUGGCCAGGCCCAGCCGCAGCCGCAGCAGCAGCCGCCGCGGCGGCACGGAGGAGCCAGACACAAAGAGAGGGGCUGUUUGCGGGGUGGGGUGGGGGGUUCGCUAUGUCGGAUGACGAUUCGAGGGCCAGCACCAGCUCCUCCUCAUCAUCGUCCUCAAACCAGCAAACCGAGAAGGAAACAAACACCCCCAAGAAGAAGGAGAGUAAAGUCAGCAUGAGCAAAAACUCCAAACUCCUCUCCACCAGCGCCAAGAGGAUUCAGAAGGAGCUGGCGGACAUCACUUUAGACCCUCCACCUAACUGCAGUGCUGGUCCCAAAGGUGAUAACAUCUAUGAAUGGAGAUCAACCAUUCUAGGGCCUCCAGGAUCUGUAUAUGAGGGUGGUGUAUUCUUCCUUGAUAUCACUUUUACACCAGAAUAUCCCUUCAAACCUCCAAAGGUUACAUUUCGCACAAGAAUCUACCACUGUAAUAUUAACAGUCAAGGAGUUAUUUGUUUGGACAUACUGAAAGACAAUUGGAGUCCAGCACUAACCAUUUCUAAAGUCCUCCUUUCUAUCUGCUCACUUCUUACAGACUGCAAUCCUGCCGACCCCUUGGUGGGAAGUAUUGCCACUCAGUAUAUGACCAACAGAGCAGAACAUGACAGAAUGGCCAGACAGUGGACCAAGAGAUAUGCUACAUAAGUUGGGUUUUCACAAUUCUUACAUUGUCUGUCACAGAGAGCGCUGCUUGUGAUUUUCAAGGGGUGGGGGAGGGUGGGAGUUGGUAAAGAGUAGGGUAUUUCUAUAACAGAUAUUAUUCAGUCUUAUUUCUUAAGAUUUUGUUGUAACUUAAGGUAUCUUGCUACAGUAGACAGGUAUUUCGUUUGUGCAGGUUACACACAUGGCCAUUUAUUUGGUUCUCUAAUGACCGCAUUAUUUUGUUUAAACAAUUUGGAAUUUGUUUUUUCCUUCUUAGACAGGAACAUUGGUAUUUAAGUUUUUAAAAGACUGUCAUCUCAUAUAUAUAUAUAUAUAAAAUGGACACAUGGCUUUAAGACACCCUAUAGGAAAUGAAUAGUUGUGUAUUUUAUUUUAUAUGCCAAUCUGCUUUGUCGUGGAAAGAUUAUAGAGGUUUGAAUCAGGACUUGUGGAAACCUGUAGUAAAAUACCUUAAGCUGUUAACUGUCAGAUGUGGAAUAGGAGUUACUCAGUGGGUUGGUUAUAUGUUGUGGACUACUUAAGUCUACAUUUGUUACUGUGCUAAUAAACAAUAUUAAAACAACCACCCAACACUGCUGUGUUUAUUAC
Talpa occidentalis (Iberian mole) is the source of this 1346-nucleotide messenger RNA. Its product is annotated as ubiquitin-conjugating enzyme E2 E1. Gene Ontology annotation, biological process: protein polyubiquitination. Gene Ontology annotation, molecular function: ubiquitin conjugating enzyme activity. Bases 159 to 740 code for a protein of 193 amino acids. NCBI's taxonomy places the organism in Eukaryota, Metazoa, Chordata, Mammalia, Eulipotyphla, Talpidae. Gene Ontology annotation, cellular component: nucleus. The record is from RefSeq and is a predicted model, not a curated record. The transcript is spliced from 6 exons.